Molecule: messenger RNA, 135 nt
Organism: Entrophospora candida
Lineage: Eukaryota; Fungi; Glomeromycota; Glomeromycetes; Entrophosporales; Entrophosporaceae
Source: the annotation of a GenBank genome assembly
UUGAUAAUGUUAGAAAGAAGGCUAUUGAAGCUAAAAACGCCAUUCGAAAGGGCAUUUUGAAAUCUUCACCAUUGAUAGAUCCUUUUAGAACUAAUAUCAUUCUUACUAAAAGAGAUAAAAAUGAAACGAUGAAGA